AGUACAGAUUGACCCUAGCCCGCAGGUCGAAGGAGGUCGAAGGACUCGGUCGCUCGGACCACGAAGAUAGAGGAUCAGCUAGGAAGUCGCGGUGCUGAAGAGGUGGAAAAAGGUGAACACGUCGCGCCGGGUCCUCUUUUCUUGAAGAAGAUCGUCGAAAGUGUAACAGUGAGUUUCUCACAGCGUGUCUGCCCGGACGUCGGGAAUCCGACGAGAUAUCUCGCAGGUGGCAUUCCUGUUCGAGCGGUUCGGAGCGAUCUCGGAGAGACUCGGGGUCACCGGGGUUCAGCAGAACAGUGAAUCGGAGGUCGUGGAACCUGCGGAGCACGCGGUGGUAGGAGUAAUAAUAAAGGGAGCCAUUCAACGAGCCACGCUCGAUAGGACCUGCCAGUGUUCGGUUAUCCUCUCGCGGGUCCGCAGGACACUCCGGCUCCGGCGAACGAGACUCGCCUAAUCGUAGCCGCUGAUACGAACAUAACGCGGCCUGAUAACAACGAUAACUCCGAUUAAAAACUGCCAAUGAUCGCUGAAUGCCGAAGUGCUCGAUAUUCGCGUUAUUUACCUGAUUUCGUAGGUUUUUCUCGGCUUUUCGAACCUUCGUUUCCCGGCUCGGAACCUUCCAAAUCCAUCUAAAACGAUGAUAAUUGUGCAGCUUUUUUGAAUACAAUUUAGAAGUCGUCUUCAUACUUGAACGGACGAGUCCCGAAUAUUGUUCCAACAGAGUCAGCAGUCCCAGGGAUUCGUCGGUGACGAUUUGAACGGUAAAAAGAAGCUCGAAAGUGUUGAAACAGUUCAGCCGAAAGCUCGGUAGUGUUCGAAUAUGCUGCUGUAACGCGAAAGCCUGCUGAUGCGCGUCGAACGAUGAGCUUUCCUGCGAUUCCGGACGAUCCUAUGAAACCGGGGCUGUCGGUUAAUGUUACGCGGGACGAAUUAGGAACGGCUCGCAGCUGAUAUGACAUGAGACCGUAUCAAUCGAUGAAGCGUAAAAGGAUCAACGUCGCGCUGAUUCUUCAUGGGCCUGGAAUGUUGCAGCCGAUGGUUCAGUGGAGGGCUUUUUUCAUCUUGUCGUUCGUGAUACUCGUGUCGUCGCCUUUCAGCGACAGUCGCGCCAGGAAUCCGCCGAACAUCCAAAAGAUCGGGAGCAGCAGAACGCUGAGAUCGAACAAAGACGAGCUGUCCGCUAAUUACAUAGACGACGGAUGGCACAAUGGGAAUCUUUACGAGGACCAACUUGAAGAAUCAUGGGGCUCGAUGCCCGUGCAGCAACAACAGACAAAUAUUUAUACGCAGGAGCUGCCGUUUGCCAAUUUCACCCACAACGAUACGGGGGAUUACCAGUUAGUGAUACACAACGAAGAGACGCUGUCCCAUAAAAGGAUCAAAAGGGGAGUAAUACAUCUUUACAAUAUGCUGGUUUGUGCUACCGGAUGCAAUCCUUUAUCUUAUAAAGGAUAUGGGUGUUAUUGCGGCUUUCUGGGUGCAGGAUAUGUUAUAGACGGCAUAGACAGGUGUUGUAAAAUGCAUGACUGGUGCUACGAUGCUACGGAUUGUCCGAUGUUUUCAGAGUACUUUGUACCAUAUUAUUGGAGAUGUUAUCAUGGCUACAAGCCGGUCUGCGCCGUUGAGCAUGGAAACUGGGGAGGAUCUGGGUCGUGUUCUCAACGGUUAUGCGAGUGCGAUCGUUCGUUCGCAGAGUGUCUGAGACGUUACCCUUGCCCAACGACCAAAGCCGUAUGCACCUCGUCACCAUGGAGAUUGGUUCAGAAUCUGUUCAUGACCAUGUGAUUAUCAACAGGAUUACAAUGAAUAUAAACACUAACAUGGAAAAUUAAUUUAUAAAUUGCGUUAAUAUACCAAAGAUAACACGAUCCUUUUGUACAUGUUGCAAGUGAAGGUACAAGAUUUAUUUAUAAAUGAAAUAUAUAUAAGUAUAAUGAUUUAUUAGAAUUUACUUCGAAGUAUAAAACUUUGUGUAAUAAAGCAUACACAAAAAUAAUACUCUAUUAACAACAUUCGCUUUGUAAUAUGAAUUACUUUACAGUGUUAAUUACCCCGGUUAAUUGUACAUCUCGGUUUUUGUACUUCUUUGAAAUAUCUUGUUCUAUCUGUAAAUAAAUGAGGAAAAAAAUUA
Molecule: messenger RNA, 2131 nt
Organism: Megalopta genalis
Lineage: Eukaryota; Metazoa; Arthropoda; Insecta; Hymenoptera; Halictidae
Biological process (GO): lipid catabolic process; arachidonate secretion; phospholipid metabolic process
Molecular function (GO): calcium ion binding; A2-type glycerophospholipase activity
Source: RefSeq, a predicted model, not a curated record